AUGGAAGAAGGCGGAGCCGUUCGACAACGCCAUACCAAUGCCACUGCAGAGGCCGACGCCACGCUUGAGCGAAUGGGUAUCAAAUCCGACCUGCACCGAAACUCCUUUUCUAGCCUCUCGAUGCUUGGAAUGGCAUUUGCCAUUGUCAAUUCGUGGUGUGCCAUUGGUACCACAGUGAACGCUUCUUUGCCCUCUGGUGGGCCCAGCAGCGCCGUUUGGGGCAUCGCCGUCGCAGGUAUUUUCAAUCUAUGCUGUGCUGUCUCGCUUGCAGAGUUCCUGUCGGCCUAUCCCACUGCAGGUGGCCAGUAUCACUGGGCGGCUGUUGCCAGCUGGAAAUCGACCAGACGCGCAGUCAGUUACAUCACCGGCUGGAUCAACCUCGCUGCGUGGGUCUGUCUAACAGCGGCGAACUGCUUGCUUGUGAGCGGAAUUAUCAUGAGUUAUGCUGAGCUCGUCAGCCCUGCCUUUCAGCCGGAGCCAUGGCAGCGAUUCCUUCUGUAUGUCGCCAUCGGUGCCAUUGCAUUUACCUAUAACCUGCUCGCCAACCGAUUUCUAGCCCACCUGAACAGGUACAACAUGUUCUUCACUUUUACGGGCUUCAUAAUUAGCCUGGUUGUUAUCCUAGCAUGUACCGCCCCAAAUUUCCAGAGCGCCAAAUUCGUUUUUGGUGGUUUCAUCAACCAAUCCGGCUGGCCAGACGGCUGGGCCUGGCAACUAGGUUUGUUACAAGGUGCAUUUUCCGUGACUGCCUACGAUUCAACCAUCCAUAUGAUCGAAGAAAUGCCGAACCCCACAACCCAAGGGCCCAGGCUUAUGAUCUACGCCAUUGUGAUGGCGGUCGUGACUGGAUUUGGCUAUAUCGCUGCCGUCAUGGCUGUCAUUAGGGAUAUCCCAUCGGCCAUUUCGGCCUCUGAGCCUCUUCUUGAGAUAUACUACCAGGCCACGUCAAACAAGGCCGGUAGUAUAUGCUUGAUGAUGUUUCCCCUUCUCUCCUUUGCCCUGUGCGCCAUCGACGACAUGGCUACCGGCGCUCGGAUGGCAUACGCAUUGGCACGGGACGGCGGCAUGCCUUUCAAUCGCCACUUCGAACAUGUUAGCCCGAAGUUUGGUGUACCCGUCGUCGGGCUCAUAUGGUGUUUCGGUUGGGUCAUAAUCCUUGGGCUUAUCUUCCUCGGCUCCAACAACGCUUUUAAUGCCAUUAUCUCCGCCGCCGUGGUCUGCUUUACCAUAACUUACGCCAUUCCACCGGGAAUUAACAUGCUGCGCGGCCGGUGCAUGCUUCCCGAGAAUCGCAGCUUCAAGUUGCCCAACGCCAUUGGCUACAUUUGUAACGCGGCCGACGUCGCUUGGGCUUUGCUGACAUCUGUUCUCUUCAUGUGGCCAACAUCGAGCCCGGUCAACCCAGUGAAUAUGAACUACUGCGUCGCCGCCUUUGGCGUCAUUCUUGUCAUCGCCGGAUCCAAUUGGAUUCUGACCGCUCGCAAGUCCUACCGACCCCCUGCUCUGGAACUUGUCCACGGCCAACAUCUAGUUGAAGCUGAGACUGAUGAAAACACGAACCAAAUUACAGUCGAUAACAAGGGAGAAUAUGGUCCGGAAAAGGUCGAAUAA
Messenger RNA from Penicillium cinerascens, 1611 nucleotides. RefSeq lists its product as uncharacterized. The record is from RefSeq and is a predicted model, not a curated record. Gene Ontology annotation, cellular component: membrane. Gene Ontology annotation, molecular function: transmembrane transporter activity. The transcript is spliced from 2 exons. The coding region runs from base 1 to 1611 and encodes 536 amino acids. Gene Ontology annotation, biological process: transmembrane transport. NCBI's taxonomy places the organism in Eukaryota, Fungi, Ascomycota, Eurotiomycetes, Eurotiales, Aspergillaceae.